AUGCUAAUCACAGGCAAUGAUACAUCGGCCAUACAGCAAAUCCUUCUCAGUCUCUGCCAAGCCUUCUCCCUCAAGGAUCCAGCUCCAGUGUCUUUAUUCCUUGGCAUUCGUAUUUCCAUCACUCCUCAAAGUCUCUUCCUAGAUCAGCAACAAUAUGCGACUGACAUCCUCAAAUCUGCUGGGUUCCUCCAUUGCAAACCACUUCCCACUCCUAUUACUCCGAAAUCUACUUAUUCCACUGUACCGGACUCUACCCUGCUCCAACCAACAAAUUAUCGCAGGCUCGUCGGAUCUCUGCAGUAUUUGACCAUAACACAACCGGAUCUUGCCUUUGCAACCAACCAGUUGUGCCAGCACAUGCAUGAUCCUCAACCAACUCAUGUUCAUGCCCUCAAACAUGUGCUUCGUUACCUACACGGUACUUUAAACUAUGGUCUCCCGCUCCGCCGCGGAGAGCUUACCCCUCAAUCGUUCGUAGAUACUGACUGGGCAUCGGACUCAACCGACCGCAAAUCCGUCUCCGGCUUCUGUACAUUCCUGGGUAAGAACCUGAUUUCCUGGUCAGUAAAGAAACAAAUUACGGUUGCUAAGUCUUCCACUGAGGCAGAAUAUCGUGCACUAGCUGCAGCCACCUCUGAUGUUAUUUGGCUCCGUCGUCUUCUCACCGACUUUGAUGCCACUCCAAACGAGCCAACCACCAUAUUCUGCGAUAAUGUUUCUGCACUAGCACUAGCAAUUAACCCUGUGUUUCAUGCCAGAUUGAAACACAUCGAAAUAGACUAUCAUUUUAUCAGUCAUCACAUCCAGCACAAAGAUAUCUCGGUUCAGCACAUUCAUUCCAUCGACCAGCCCGCUAACAUCCUUACCAAAAGUCUGCCUGUCAACCGGUUUCAACAACUGAGAUCCAAACUCACCAUCCAUCCAAAGGAUAGUAAGUUUGAGGGGGCCUGUUAG
Dendrobium catenatum is the source of this 954-nucleotide messenger RNA. RefSeq lists its product as uncharacterized. Bases 1 to 954 code for a protein of 317 amino acids. Lineage: Eukaryota; Viridiplantae; Streptophyta; Magnoliopsida; Asparagales; Orchidaceae. The record is from RefSeq and is a predicted model, not a curated record. The transcript has a single exon.